ACUGGGUGUUUUCUUUUCUUAUCUAGUCUAUCUGGAGAUUUUGAUAAUCUUUACCUCGGUUCAUCUCUUUUCUAUUUUCCUUUUCUAUCUUUUUUUUCUCUCCCGCUUCUUUUUUCCUUCUUCCUUCCCCCCCACCCGUCCACCUCCUUUUUCCUUUUUCCUUCUUUCCCCUCAGAUCCCCCGCGCCACUGA
Messenger RNA from Bipolaris victoriae FI3, 192 nucleotides. RefSeq lists its product as hypothetical. The transcript has a single exon. NCBI's taxonomy places the organism in Eukaryota, Fungi, Ascomycota, Dothideomycetes, Pleosporales, Pleosporaceae. The record is from RefSeq and is a predicted model, not a curated record. The annotation marks the transcript as partial.